This is a messenger RNA of Gaeumannomyces tritici R3-111a-1, 3933 nucleotides long. RefSeq names its product alanyl-tRNA synthetase. Gene Ontology annotation, molecular function: aminoacyl-tRNA deacylase activity; ATP binding; alanine-tRNA ligase activity. The transcript is spliced from 5 exons. Bases 461 to 3718 code for a protein of 1085 amino acids. The record is from RefSeq and is a predicted model, not a curated record. Gene Ontology annotation, cellular component: cytoplasm; mitochondrion. NCBI's taxonomy places the organism in Eukaryota, Fungi, Ascomycota, Sordariomycetes, Magnaporthales, Magnaporthaceae. Gene Ontology annotation, biological process: tRNA modification; alanyl-tRNA aminoacylation.
GUUGACUUGUGCACAAAAUCGACUUAUCUGUGGCACCCUUUUCUCAUGGGGGAAGCUAGCUUACAUCCGCUCGCCGAUCAACCGACUGGGCCUAGCUCUCUAUAUAUACUCUGACUUGACGCGAUGCGCUCGCCCACAGAAAGCACCGGCUAAGCAGAAAAAGGAGGCACACUCCUGGGUUAGUAGGGUUGCGGCAUGCAACGCCAGGAGGAAAGCCGGGAGGGACGAGAAACAAGAGAGCAAGAGGAGAGUCGAGUAAGAAGAGGCGUGGUAUCAACUCGGAAAGGAACGCACAUAUUGUUUUAUCGAGUCACCCAGCAGCUGCCCUGGGCGGCAAUUGGGCAUUAGGCGGCGUGGCCGUUGUCCGCAGUUGAAUCCCUUCGUUGUGUGCGAGGCUCGACUGGCUGCUUCACCCUGCCACAAUUGCUCAAUUGGCUCUGUGACUAUUGCUUUGCGCGGCAUGAGGUCUGCCGCGAACAGCCGUCGCCUCUGCUGGCAGCAGCCCGCGCUGGGCCUGGGCCGCCCUUUGAGUCAGAGCCGACUUGGAGCUCCCCCGCAUUUGCGACGGCUGCCACCCCCAGCGGCGCGGGCACAUUUAUUUCUGCCCCUCGACUCGAGCUUUCCACUUUCUUCGUCGUCACGUCUCCCCACGCUCGCGCCGCGACACCGGCAACCCCCGAUAACCGCCGCUCCAGCAGCCGAUCCAGCAACCAGAACCAUUCCCGUCCGCGUCCCUGCCCUCGCCAGCUGCCGCCGCUCCCUGCGCCUGCGCGCAUCCACCCCCGCCUUGUCCCCGACCGAGGCCCCUGCCGCCGCCGCCACCACCACUAUCAUGGGCGAGCCCAAGUGGUCUGCGGCUGCGGUCCGCACCACGUUCCUCGACUUCUUCCAGGAGAGGGGCCACACCGUCGUGCCUUCGGGCUCCGUCGUGCCUCACAACGACCCCACCUUGCUCUUCACCAAUGCGGGAAUGAAUCAAUUCAAGCCCGUCUUCCUGGGCACAGUCGGGAAGACGGAUCCCAUGGCCAGUCUCAAGCGUGCCGUCGAUACCCAAAAGUGCAUCCGUGCUGGCGGCAAACAUAAUGAUCUCGACGAUGUCGGCAAGGACAGCUACCACCAUACUUUCUUUGAGAUGCUGGGAAAUUGGUCGUUUGGCGACUACUUCAAGAAGGAGGCCAUCGCAAUGGCCUGGGAGUUGCUUACCAAGGUCUACGGUCUCGAUGCCACCAGGCUAUACGUGACGUACUUCGAGGGCAACCCCGCGGCCGGACUCGAGCCUGACCUCGAGGCCAAGAACCUAUGGCUCGCCGCCGGCGUGCCAGAGGACCACAUUCUACCCGGCAAUAUGAAGGACAACUUCUGGGAGAUGGGUGACCAGGGCCCCUGUGGCCCCUGCAGUGAGAUACAUUACGACAAGAUCGGCGGCGGCCGCAACGCAGCGCAUCUGGUCAACCAGGACGACCCGCUCGUCGUUGAGGUCUGGAACAUCGUCUUUAUACAGUUCGAUCGCCAGCAGGACCGAUCACUCAAGUCGCUGCCCGCCAAGCACAUCGACACGGGCAUGGGCUUCGAGCGGCUGGUCGCCGCGCUGCAGGACAAGACGUCCAACUAUGGCACCGAUGUCUUUGCCCCUCUGUUCGCCAGGAUACAGGAGGUGACAGGUGCGCGCUCGUACACGGACAAGUAUGGCAAGGAAGACGUUGACGGGAUCGACACGGCUUACCGCGUUGUGGCUGACCACAUCCGGCUCAUGGCCUUCUCCAUCGCCGACGGCGCGGUUCCCUACAACGAAGGCCGCGGCUAUGUCGUGCGCCGCGUCCUGCGCCGUGGCGUUCGCUACGCGCGCAAGUACUUUAACGCCGAGAUCGGCGGCUUCUUCUCGCAAAUUCUGCCCACGUUAGUCGAGCAGCUGGGGUCUGGGUUCCCAGAGCUGGUCAGGAAGCAGCAGGAUAUCCAGGAGAUAUUGGACGAGGAGGAGGAGGCCUUUGCGCGAACCCUCGACCGCGGCGAGAAGCAGUUCGAGAAGUACGCCGCCAUGACCAUCAAGGCCGGCGAGAGCAAGCUUUCAGGCUCCGAUGUGUGGCGGCUGUACGACACGUUCGGCUUCCCCGAGGACCUUACCAAGCUGAUGGCCGAGGAGCGUGGAAUCACCAUUGACGAAGCCGAGGUCUCGGUGGCCAGGGAGAAGGCGCGUGAGGCCAGCAAGUCGAUCAAGGAGGCGGUGCAGACCUUCGCCAAGCUUGACGUACACAGGAUAUCGGAGCUCGAGAAGGAGCUCAAGGUGCCGCGCCCAGACUCUGAGCUAAAGUUCUCCAAGGACGAAAUUACGGCCAAAGUAAUGCUACUAUUCACGGGCAAAGACUUCAUCAAAUCGAGCAAGGAACUGCCGCCCAAGACGCCGCUUGGCCUGCUGCUCGACCGCACCAACUUCUACGCCGAAUCGGGAGGUCAGGUCGCCGACACGGGCCGCAUUAUUAUCGACGGCGUGGCCGAGUUCAACGUGCUGGACGUGCAGGAGUACGGCGGCUACGUUUUGCACAACGGUUAUCUCGAGUUUGGCGAGCUCACGGCUGGCGACGCGGUCCUGUGCGAGUACGACGAGCGGAGGCGGCUGCCGAUCCGCAACAACCACACGGGUACCCACAUCCUUAAUCAUUCACUGCGCGAGGUCCUCGGCGACGAGAUCAACCAAAAGGGCUCGCUGGUGGACGAGGAGAAGCUGCGCUUCGACUUUUCCCACAAGGUCGCCGUGACCCUACCUGAACUCCGCCGUAUCGAGGACCUUGCCAACUCCUACAUCCGCCAGAACUGCAAGACGUAUGCCAAGGAAGUCUCCCUGGAUCUCGCUCGCCAGAUUGAGGGCGUCCGCGCCGUGUUCGGCGAGACGUACCCGGACCCCGUGCGCGUCGUAUCCGUCGGUAUCGAGGUUGACAUGCUGCUUGAGAACCCCAAGAACCCCGAGUGGCGCAAGGUCUCGGUCGAGUUCUGUGGUGGCACCCACGUCGAGCAGACGGGCGUCAUCAAGGACAUGAUAAUCGUUGAGGAGAGCGGCAUCGCCAAGGGAAUUCGCCGCAUCGUCGCCUACACUGGAGACGCUGCCCACCAGGCCCAGCGCGACGCCGUCAAAUUCUCGGAACGCAUCACCGAGCUGGAGAAGCUGCCCCUGGGGCCCGAGAAGGAGGCUGCCAUCAAGAGCACCCAGCAAGAUCUCGACAAGCUCGUCGUCUCGACCCUUACAAAGGAUGAGCUCCGCUCCCGUUUCGGCAAGACCCAGAAGGACGUGACGGAAGAGCUCAAGAAGAGGCAAAAGGCCGAGUCAAAGAAGGCUCUCGACACCGUCGCUGCCUACUUCAAGAACCCGGAGAACGCCGGUUCCAACACCUUUGUCGGUCAUCUUCCAAUAUCCGCCAACUCCAAGGCACUCGCAGAUGUCGUCAACCAUUUCAAAUCCAAGGACAAGGAGAAGUCUGUCUACGUUUUCGGCGGCGGCGCCGAUGAAGGCGCCGUUGUCCAUGGCGUCUAUGUUGGAACCGCCCUUUCUUCCAAGGGCGUGACCGCCGAGCAGUGGGCCAGCGCCGUGUGCGGCGUUAUUGGUGGUAAAUCCGGAGGCAAGGAGCCCACACGGCAGGGACAGGGCACCGCCCCUGAGAAGCUACAGGAUGCAGUUAAGGAGGCUGAGAAGUACCUGUCGGGUAAGCUCAAGAACCUUUCCAUCUAGCCGGCCGAGAGCAUUGAGGCCCCAGCAACUUGGAAGGUUUGUUUGCGCCGCUGCCUGCGGCAAGGAAAUCGGAUAUGGGACGUGGCGUCUGUGGGAAGGGUACAGUUACGUUGUUUUUAUAGACAGUCGGUGCUGGGGGAAGGGAUGUGUGGCGAUAUUUGAGAACGCUGAGCUCUUUCUAUGAUUGUAGAUGAAUGUAACUUUUUAUCACUUGA